Molecule: messenger RNA, 2243 nt
Organism: Puntigrus tetrazona (Sumatra barb)
Lineage: Eukaryota; Metazoa; Chordata; Actinopteri; Cypriniformes; Cyprinidae
Gene: gpr157
Product: G protein-coupled receptor 157
Exons: 4
Coding region: 455-1450 (331 amino acids)
Biological process (GO): cell surface receptor signaling pathway; adenylate cyclase-activating G protein-coupled receptor signaling pathway
Cellular component (GO): plasma membrane
Molecular function (GO): G protein-coupled receptor activity; cAMP binding
Source: RefSeq, a predicted model, not a curated record
GUGUUUUGAAUCAAAAGAUUCACUUGUUGAAUCACUCUCUAAGGCUCCUGACUAACCUUCUCAAACUUUUAAACGCGAAAACAAGGUUCUCGAGUUCGUCUGCUUAGAUUCCGCGGCUGGGACGCACAUUAAGUCUGUUUUUUUAAGCCCGUAAGGCGUAUAGUAACAAAAAGCGAACGCAAAAUCCAGCAUGUUUUGAUUUGUUAUUGUCGAGACAUUGUUUCACUGCCUCAGCAGUUGUGAAGAAGCUGUUGGACCGGCUCUGUAAAGCCUCAGGAUCUUAAAGCCCGUCUUGUUUUUCAGGGUAAAGAUUUGUCAAGGGAAAAGUGUACUGGAACUCUAUUCGGGUUACAAGUGGACUCGAUGCUUUAAAUAAGACUCGACUUUAUCGAACUCGGAGCAACCAACCAAACCAGGCGCUUGUUUGGAAUUUAAAGCCUCUAAAGAGAAAACCAUGGCCGAGGCGAACCAGACCGAGGUGUAUGUUUACGAACAGGUCGUUAUCCUGACAUCCUGUGUGCUUUCGUUUCUCGGGUCGCUUUUGAUCGUGUGCACGUACGCGAGAUGGCACGACCUGAGAACUACACCGAGGAAACUGCUCGUGUUUCUGUCCGUCACCGACCUCCUGUCUGCGCUCUCCUACUUUUACGGAGUUUUGAGGAUGUUUGACUCUGAUUCUGGGGACUGUAUCGCGCAAGGAGCGGUCUCCACGUUCGCCAACACAAGCUCGUUCUUUUGGACCGUGGCCAUCGCUAUUUACCUGUACGUUUUUAUUGUGAAGUCCAGCCAGAGGCAGGCCGACAACUUGGUGCUGUAUUUUCAUCUUAUCAGCUGGGGCGUUCCUUUCGCCAUCACUGUGGCAGCCCUGUCCCUGCACAAGAUCGGCUACGACGCCUCUGAAGUGUCUGUGGGCUGGUGCUGGGUGAACAUCCAGGCUCAAGACCAUGUGCUGUGGAUGCUGCUCACGGGAAAGAUCUGGGAGUUCAUCGCCUACAUCACGCUGCCAGUCCUCUACAUCCUCAUAAAGAUACACAUUCAUAACGCACACGCGGCCCUGUCUGAGUACCGUCCCAUCCUGACCAGCAGCCCCGUCUCUCACUCGCUGUCUUCCAUGGCAGACAGGAAGCUCACCCUCAUCCCCAUCAUCUUCAUCAUGCUCCGCAUGUGGAGCACCAUCCGCUUCCUGCUGCUCCUGACCGACUCCCCCGCGGGACACAACCCCGUGCUGGUCACCUUGCACGGAAUUGGAAAUACCUUUCAAGGAGCAGCGAACUGCAUCAUGUUUGUGCUGUUGACUCCCUCGAUUCGAUCGCGCCUGGCGGCUUCGCUGUGCUGCAGAGGUCAGGACAGACUCUGGCGUGCGGAGUCGGCGUCCCAGAACCGGGCAAAUGCAUGUGCGCACCGGGAGGAAAACGGCAACCCCCAAAACUCGGAGAACAGCGAGGGGUAAAAGCUGCCGCGAUCCUCCAGCUGCUGCAGCGCGUUUAACUCUUAUCUGAACGGAGUGAACGCUCUGACUCCACAGCUCUGUGUUGUGGUUGUUGGAGUUACAUCAGAGCCUUACACUCAGCCUUCUUGUUUGACCGAGCGCCUUCACGGAUUACAGGGGACUUGGUCACAUGCACAAAACCCGUAGAGCAUGGAACACAAACGCACUUUCUGUUACCGGUUUAGCUCAGCACUUUAGGCGAGAGGCUUUCUGUCUUCCAAAUCUGUUUUCAUUCUGCUGCCGCAGAUAUCUCAUGUUCAUUUAAAUAGAAAUGAGAUCUGUAGCUCAGGGGAAGCGAGGGAUACAGCAGUUUAUUAUCUAGUGACCAAAAUGGCAAAUGUACUGUGAAGUGUUUUUACAAGGGAUUUCUUCCCUCUUUCUCCUAACAAAGCAUUCUUAAUGCAAUGUUAUUACUUUACAUUACAUUUAAUAUGUAUUCUUAAACCACAAAUGACGUGUUAUAUUAUGUUCUGUUUUUAUAUGUACAAAUGGGUAGUAUUGCUUGUCAUAAUCUUUUUUUUUUUUUUUUUUUUUUUUUUUUCACUUUUCUCUGUAAAGAGUUACAUGCACUUGAUCACAACACGCACAUUUAAUGUUACUUCACACAAUGCCUUAACUAUGACGCAAUGGGGAAGUAGUGCCUUUUAAUCUUUGUAUCUGAUAAAUUAUUUAGUUAUGAAUUUGUAUUAAAGUUAUAUUUUAUCAUCAUAUGAAUUAAUUUCAAUAAAACCAUACCUGUCAGAAUUUUUAUACU